AUGAUUUCUUUCCUUUUCUCAUUAUCUUUAUCUAUUGAAGAAAACAUAAUCAGCAGUAAAUCGGUAGCAGUAGAUGUGCCAGCAAGUGAAGAUUAUGUUGCUAUAUUCCCUUUAUCGAAUUGUUUUGUUAUUGUUGAUUCAAUCAAUGGAUUUUCUACAACUGCAUAUGAUUCACAGAAGAACCAGCUUGGAAUCUUCAGCACCACAAACAAAGUAAUGAAUUUUGUUGAGCCAAAUGGAAAAAUCAUUGUCAAAAACACCGGUUCAUCAUCAAAAUUCUAUUUUUCCGUUAUAGUCAUGUCCAAUUUCCCACUUGAUAGCAGAUGUUCUAGCAUUGAAGUCCAUAACGCACCAACAAAUUCCUAUGAAAUUCAAAUUUCAGAGGCAAACACUAAUAAAUGCUUAUGGAUCUCAUCAUCAUCCGAUAUGACCGUUGAUAUUACAUCCAAAAUCAGUGGAAUAACUGAAAUUUAUACACAAUCUUCUUAUUCCGCAAUUAAAUCAAUUUCUAAUGCAGGAACAGCUUCAAUUAAGACACAGAAUCCAUUUAUAGUUAUCAAACCAACAAAUGGUGCUGGUUCUGUCACUGUUUCUACAAAAGGAACUCAAAUUUCCGGAAUUGAAACAUACAACUACUACUUUGUACCAUCAGACAACCAAGGACCAAUUACACCAUCAGAUCCACCAACUCCAAAACCAACUCCUACCCAAGAACCAUCAAAUCCAACACCACAGCCAAUAACUUCAUCAACUAAUCCAUCUUCAACAACAUCUUCUAUUUCUCCGAUCAAACCAACUCCAAGUCCAAACAAACCUUCAGAAUCUUCUUCAAGCGGAGAUUCUGACCAAGGAGAAGGCGAAACACCAGAUAAGAAGCGCGAUGGAGUUAAGGUAGAACUAAUUGUGGCAUUAGUUAUUGUCACAAUCAUUACAAUAGUUCUCGCCAUCGUUAUUAUUUUCGUAUUCAUGAAAUUCAGAACAUUAAUUAGGAUUUUAUAA
This is a messenger RNA of Trichomonas vaginalis G3, 999 nucleotides long. RefSeq lists its product as uncharacterized. The coding region runs from base 1 to 999 and encodes 332 amino acids. The record is from RefSeq and is a predicted model, not a curated record. Lineage: Eukaryota; Parabasalia; Trichomonadida; Trichomonadidae. The transcript has a single exon.